CCAUACUUCUAGGGAAAUAACUCAACUCUCAGGGCCUACACACACUUGCUUAGAGCUAUGGAGGACACCGUCGAAGAGCUCAAUGAGCUCUUCGCAGCUGCAGCCCCUACUGGACUUCCCAAGGAUGUUCUGGCAGAACUGCAGUCGCUGUUGCGCAUCCACGCCAUUUCCGCCCAGGAGCUUUUCUACAAAUGGGAGUCUUACUGUCUGAAGAUGGGACCAGACGAGCUCAAGCUAGAUCUGGAUACCGUGCGAUUAUUCAAGAAAGAUGUACAAGAUACACUGGAGCGAGAAUCCCGGGGCAGAGCUGGGCGCCAAACGGAUAAAAGAGCGGCAGCCACUGCGACCCCGCGGGCUGCAAACACAUCCGAUGUCUUUGGGAUGUUAGAUGGACUCACACCGAAUGCUUCGCACGGCCGGACGCCCGCGAAGCGCAAGUCAGAUUUCGGCUCACCGUCGAUGAACAAGAUUGGCCGGACGGGCCAGAAUGACUCUCCGAUGGGCACGAAGAGCGCGGGUCAGACGACAAACGGAGACGCAAUCUCGUCGGUCUCAUUCAGCGAGCGCCCGCACCCCGGCGAGACGAUCGAAACUAUCAAUUCCCACCUCUCCCUCCCCGAAACCCCUAUCGCCCCUUACGCUGAAGCCCGGAUCAAGCCGACCGCGAACACCGACCUCAAGAAGUUCGGCUACAAGCCGAUGGCCAUGCGCCUGUCGGAGGUGUCGGAGAUCCUCGACGACCGCAUCGACGAGUUCACCGCGCUAUUCCAGAAACAAUACGAAUCCCAGGAGAUCACAUUCGGCAGCGCGGCGACGCAAAGUACCAGCGAGAUUGUGGCUGUGGGCCGCAUCGCAUCAGACAGUAUGGAAGGCAAGCUGAACCCGGCGUCGCUCGUGCUCGAGACGUCGCGACGGACCGGCGCCGGCGUGCGAGUGCCACUGAAGCUCGACUCGGUGCCGUCGGCCAACUUCUUCCCGGGCCAGAUGGUUGCGUUGCGCGGGAUCAAUGCCUCGGGGAACUACUUCUCCGUGAAGGAGGUGCUGCCCACGCCGCUGCUGCCACCGGCGGCGUCUUCCAUCGUUAGUAUCGAGAGCAUUAACGACAGGCUGGACGCGGCCGGCUCGUCUCCACUCAACAUCCUCCUCGCCUCGGGGCCCUACACGGCAGACAACAACCUCGCAUUCGAACCGUUGAAGGAGAUCUGCCGCAAGGCCGCAGAGAGCUACGCCGACGGAGUCAUCCUGAUGGGUCCAUUCUUAGACGUGGAGCACCCACUGCUAGCCUCCGGAGACUUCGACCUGCCCGAGAUCCCGGGACUGGAUCCGGAUACGGCGACACUCACGACGGUGUUCCGACACUGCAUCGCGGCACCACUGCAGCGUCUCGCGCAGGCGGUGCCCAGCAUCACGAUCGUGCUGGUGCCGUCAGUGCGCGAUGCCGUGAGCAAGCACGUCUCCUGGCCGCAGGAGCAGCUCCCCAAGAAGGAGCUGGGGCUGCCGAAGCAGGCGCGCAUGGUGUCGAAUCCGGUGACGCUGUCCUUGAACGAGACGGUGAUCGGGAUGUGCUCGCAUGACGUGUUGUAUGAGCUGCGGCGCGAGGAGGUGUUGCACGGCAAGCCUAAGGAGGGAAACCUGCUGAGCCGGCUGCCGAAGUACCUGAUCGAGCAGCGACACUUCCAUCCGAUGUUCCCGCCGACGGCUCGCGAGAUGCUCCCGCGGCCGGGAACGGAGACGGGACUGGCGACGGGGGCGAUGCUGGAUGUGAGCUAUUCGAAGCUGGGGGAGUGGUGGAAUGUGCGGCCGGAUGUGCUGAUCGUGCCGAGCAUGCUGCCACCAUUUGUCAAGGUGGUCGACAGCGUAACAGUGAUCAACCCGGGGAUGCUGUCAAAACGACGAGCGGCAGGGACAUAUGCACAGCUCGCGAUCCAUCCGCGGACGAUCAGCGAGGAGGAGCGCGAGCAGAAGCAGGUGGGCCAUAAGUUGUAUGAGCGGACGCGAGUGGACAUCAACCGGAUUUAG
Aspergillus homomorphus CBS 101889 is the source of this 2019-nucleotide messenger RNA. Its product is annotated as DNA-directed DNA polymerase alpha subunit POL12. The transcript is spliced from 4 exons. Gene Ontology annotation, cellular component: alpha DNA polymerase:primase complex. The record is from RefSeq and is a predicted model, not a curated record. NCBI's taxonomy places the organism in Eukaryota, Fungi, Ascomycota, Eurotiomycetes, Eurotiales, Aspergillaceae. The coding region runs from base 58 to 2019 and encodes 653 amino acids. Gene Ontology annotation, molecular function: DNA binding. Gene Ontology annotation, biological process: DNA replication; DNA replication initiation.